UUAGGCGCCCUUGUCAAGUAGCAGUUAAACUGGCUUAUGGGUUACCGUACUCUCGCUUUAACUGCCAAGAAGACACAACAGAAUCCAAAGCAACCGUGGACAUGAACGACACCUCCACCGCGAAGCUGGGAGAGGCCUACUCCAACGACAGGAAGCCAGGGUCUCACUACAUAGUAGGGGUCUUCCUUGGCACCUAUAGCAUUGGAUUUCUACUCUUGAUUGCGAUUCGGAUUCGUCGCUUAAUUCUCCAGAGGAGCAAGGAUGUUAUUGCCGACUUUAUGCAUCAACACGUUCCUGAACAAAACCAUCAAUUCUUGCACAUCCUCUCGAAAGGCUUGGUCUUUGCUACUAGCUUUGGAAUGAUCUACUCCGGACUGGGUGCUCGUUAUUUGAAUCAUGAUUUGCAUCCCGAUUGGGGAUUUUUCCAUUACAAGACGCACUUGACGUUGAUUUUCUUGUUUCUAUUUGCGGGUUUUGCCGGUGUCUUGGAAUCCCACGGAUACUUGCCCAAGGACAGCUUGCGAGCCAGUUUUACGGUGGGUCUCUGGGGAGAGGCACUGCUGUGGUACGAUCAUGCUCUCAUGAAAGAUGUACUCAUCGAUAUGCGUCUCCAUGAAUAUUUGGCAUUGACAUGCGCCUUUCCAGCCCUCGUCAUGACAAUCAGCUUGAUCCUGACGACGAUGAAGAGUAGCAACGUCACACUUUCGUUUCUAGUCUUUUUGGGAUCCAAUUUGGCGCUGCUGUGGCAUUCAAUAUGGUUUAUUACGGUUGGGGUACACCUCUCCGGGAUGCCCAUUCCCAACACGGGUACGGCCACCGAUUUGCUCGUCAUUCAGGCAGUACUUCUCAUAUUUGGGUGUCAGGUGGUGACUGCGCUCAUGGUGAGGUUGCAACGACGAAUAAACCCUCAAUCUGCACAGGAAAGCUAUGCUCUUGUUUCUGUUUCAGGCAAGGCCGACGAGGACGAAGAAACAGCAGAACAACAAUCCUCUGGGUUUUCCUAGUUAGCGAGACAAGCAAGAUGUGAACACCCAAAAUUACACAUGUGCCAGCACAGCACCAGUGCUGGACCACUUGCUAGCUUGAGAAGAUGCAAAUGGGCCAACCCAUCGGACUGAUUGUCGCGACUAUUGAUGCGAGAGCGAGGCUGUGUGUGGAGCUUGAUGUCCCAAAAGACAUUCAGUUUGAUCCAAAUUUGCCAGUGCAGCGUGCACUUUGCAAAAACCUCGUGAUCUAUUAUUUUGUAACGACUGAGUCACUAGUCUAUCCUUUUUCACG
This is a messenger RNA of Seminavis robusta, 1278 nucleotides long. Lineage: Eukaryota; Bacillariophyta; Bacillariophyceae; Naviculales; Naviculaceae. The record is from the annotation of a GenBank genome assembly.